AGUUUUUGUUAUGGACCUGAUCACUCUCAGUUUUGGAAACACGUCACAGGACCUUUUUGAGAGAGAUGGCGGGCAAGAUCUCAAAGGACGAGCUUGAAGAACUCCGAGAGGCUUUUGAGAAAGUUGAUCUCAACGGAAAUGGCUUUGUGUGUGACUAUGAGCUCCAGGAACUUUUCAAAGAGGCUAACCUUCCAAUGCCAGGCUAUAAAGUCCGGGAGAUCAUUCAGAAGCUGAUGACGGAAGGAGACAAAGACAAAGACGGCAAGAUCAGCUUUGACGAAUUUGUAUCCAUUUUCCAGGAGCUGAAGAGCAGUGAUAUUGCUAAGAGCUUCAGGAAGGCAAUCAACAGGAAGGAGGGGAUCUUGGCCAUUGGAGGCACCUCGGAGCUGUCCAGCGAGGGCACACAGCACUCCUUCUCUGAGGAGGAGCGAUACGCCUUUGUCAACUGGAUAAACAAGGCAUUGGAGAACGAUCCAGACUGCAAGCAUGUCCUUCCCAUGAACCCCAACACCAAUUCCAUGUUUAAAGCUGUCGGUGAUGGCAUUGUGUUGUGUAAAAUGGUCAAUCUCUCUGUGGCAGACACGAUUGACGAAAGAGCAAUCAACAAGAAGAAGCUGACACCAUUCACAAUUCAGGAGAAUCUGAACCUGGCCCUGAACUCUGCCUCUGCGAUUGGCUGCCAUGUGGUGAAUAUCGGAGCCCUGGACCUGCGUGAAGGGAAGCCUCACCUAGUGCUGGGCUUGCUGUGGCAGAUCAUCAAGAUUGGCCUGUUUGCAGACAUUGAGCUCAGCAGGAACGAAGCUCUGGUGGCUCUGCUCCGAGAUGGGGAGAGUCUGGAGGAUCUGCUCAAGCUAUCCCCUGAAGAGCUGCUCCUGAGAUGGGCCAACUACCACCUGGAGAGUGCAGGCUGGCACAAGAUUAACAACCUCAGCUCAGACAUCAAGCUGACAGACUUCAGUAACUCUGUGAAGGAUUCAAAGGCCUAUUUCCACCUCCUGAAUCAGAUUGCACCUAAAGGAACUAAAGAGGAUGAGGCUCGCAUUGACAUCAACAUGUCCGGCUUCAAUGAGAAGGAUGACCUGAAGAGGGCGGAGUUCCUGCUGCAGCAGGCAGACAGACUGGGCUGCAGACAGUUCGUCACCCCAGCCGAUGUGGUCAGUGGGAACCCGAAGCUGAACCUGGCAUUCGUUGCUAACCUGUUUAACAAGUACCCAGCACUGACCAAGCCAGAGAACCAAGAUAUUGAUUGGAAACUACUGGAAGGUGAGACCCGAGAGGAAAGGACCUUCCGCAACUGGAUGAACUCUCUUGGUGUGAAUCCACACGUCAACCAUUUAUACAGUGACCUACAGGAUGCCCUGGUUAUCCUCCAGCUCUAUGAAAAGAUCAAGGUUCCAGUUGACUGGAACAAAGUUAACAAACCCCCAUACCCUAAACUUGGAGCCAAUAUGAAAAAGCUGGAAAACUGCAACUAUGCGGUUGAACUGGGUAAACGUCCUGCUAAAUUUUCCCUGGUGGGUAUUGGUGGACAGGACCUGAAUGAUGGCAAUGCAACAUUGACCCUGGCUUUGGUGUGGCAGCUAAUGAGGCGAUACACACUCAAUGUGCUGGAGGACCUUGGAGAAGAUGGGGCCAAAGUCAAUGAUGACAUCAUUGUAAACUGGGUAAACUCGACUCUGUCUGCGGCUGACAAGAAAACCAAGAUCCAAAGCUUUAAGGAUAAAGAAAUUAGCACAAGUUUGGCUGUUGUUGAUUUGAUUGAUGCCAUCCAACCUGGCUGUAUUGACUAUGAUAUGGUGAAGACAGGAAAGCUUUCUGAUGAAGACAAGCAAGAAAACGCCAAGUAUGCUGUGUCCAUGGCCCGGAAGAUUGGGGCCCGGGUGUACGCCCUGCCGGACGACCUCGUCGAGGUGAAGCCCAAGAUGGUGAUGACAGUCUUUGCUUGUUUGAUGGGAAGGGGGCUAAAAAAGGUGUAACGCAAACUAAAAUAAACAAAACUGCCUCUCUCGUCACAAGCAAACGUCUGGCCCAUAAGCCAUUUGCUGGUUAAAAGGCUUUUGGUUUAGGAAUUAGUACAACCGUCAUUUAAAUAUUAAAGGACAUUUCUAAAAAGUUUGCAAGACAAGAAGUGUAAUAGGGGAUGCUUGGGGUGGGACAGGGGGUUAUGUGAAUUAGAAAAACAAAAUGGCGAAAAUUCUCUUUCCCCAAGUUAGUAUGGGUUGAUCGGCUAAGGUACACAUUGAAAUGCAUUCAUAUCACAGUACGCAAGAACAAGCAAGUGCUCAUAUGUGUCACAUAAAGCCAUGUAAGCAAACUUAUACAUUUUUUUAUUUUAUGAUUUGCAUGUUCGUUUAUCUUCGUUUAAGGUUUAAACUUUUUUUUCUCUUUUUUUUUUUUUAAUUUUUUUUUUUUUUUGUUACUUAUACACCAGUUUACCAAAAAAUUAUUCAUUCCAGGUAGAGGCUGUAGUCCAUUCUACAGUUAUGAACGCAUUUUAGUAUGUAUCUUGCGUAUAAAUGUGUGUACUUUAGACCUGCUUUUUACAAAAAAAUAAAAACUAUGCAUGAAUGAUCUCUGCAUUUUUAUUUAAAACAAUAUCUGCUAUGAAAAAUAAACGCUUUUAUGGGUGGGAGAGGAGAGGAAAGCCAAAGGUUUCAGGGGUUGGGUGGAUUAAGAAAAUGGUUGAAUUUUACCAUUUAGAAUCGGAAGAUAUUUUUUACAAGUGUAAAGAAGUAUUGUCUCCACAGGUUCAAACCCAACGUUAUGGAGAGUGUUCUUGUUUGACUGGCUGUAUUCUGCUGUGUAACUGCUGGAUAAAACUGUACUCCAUUAACCAUAUCCAUUUUAAGGAAAACAUGUAACACAGUGGCUGUGGGUAAACUGAAAUAAAAACUAUUUACAGCAAA
Polyodon spathula (Mississippi paddlefish) is the source of this 2906-nucleotide messenger RNA. Its product is annotated as plastin-3-like. Bases 66 to 1976 code for a protein of 636 amino acids. Lineage: Eukaryota; Metazoa; Chordata; Actinopteri; Acipenseriformes; Polyodontidae. The record is from RefSeq and is a predicted model, not a curated record. Gene Ontology annotation, molecular function: actin filament binding; calcium ion binding. The transcript is spliced from 17 exons. Gene Ontology annotation, biological process: actin filament network formation; actin filament bundle assembly. Gene Ontology annotation, cellular component: cytoplasm; actin filament bundle; actin filament.